AUGAAUAGUCUUAAAACAUAUUGCCAGAUUAUUUUAAUAUAUGCUUGUUUUGUGUUAGAAGUCUCAACUCAAAAUCUUGAAAAGAUACUGAAUCAGAACAAAACAGUGGUCAAUUCAUUCCACAUUCAGCCGCGUUCGGACACUAGCCGUUUUGGUUCUGGAGUUGAGCUUGGAGAUCUACCACAUCAUGUGCUAAUCUUCACUUUAUACAACGCUGAAAAAGACAUAUACCGAGCUUUCUGUGCCGGCAGCAUAAUUGGGGACGAUAAAGUACUAACUUCUGCGAAUUGCUUCCUUACCAAUAGGAAAGCCCAUCGCAGAGAUUACGACAAAGUAUGGGUAGUGGCCGGGAUCAUACAAGUUUCUGUAAAAAGGAGUGCGGGAAACGAUAACAUACAGCAAUGGCGGCAGAUAGUUAAAAUAUAUUCUCAGAGAUUUUACAGAUUCCCGGCUUACAAUCUUGGUGUGCUGAUUAUGAACCUGCCUUGGAUAUUUAAUAAUUACGUAAACAAAAUUCCUUAUGAAUCAGAGGACCACGAUUUUGAUGGAAUUUGUAUCGCCACAGCAGUGAAGGCUACGAAAAGCUGGUCUAUUAAUAAAUAUGUAUUUGUCGAAGAGGUGGAGAUGAUUAAGAGAAGGACUUGCGAACAAAUCUUGCAAAGAAGCUGUAGACUUUAUUUCUGCACUGCAUGUGAAAAUGGUUUUAAAUACGCGUACUCUUUCGAAUCAGAAGGUAGUGGUCUCAUAUGCUAUGAGACUGGUGAUCCCAACGAAAAAGACCCAAGGCGGGGAAUAUUAGUUGGAGUUACUUCGAAAGUAAACAUCGGUUUACCCAACCUCCACAUGCGGAUUGGCGCGUACUCUAAAUGGGUCACGGAUCUAGGUUGCAAAUUAAAAUAUAACAAGAUAUUGAUAUUCUGUGUAGUUACUAUUGGAACAAAUAUUUUAUGA
Molecule: messenger RNA, 951 nt
Organism: Arctia plantaginis
Lineage: Eukaryota; Metazoa; Arthropoda; Insecta; Lepidoptera; Erebidae
Source: the annotation of a GenBank genome assembly